Messenger RNA from Medicago truncatula (barrel medic), 566 nucleotides. RefSeq names its product cytochrome c oxidase subunit 6b-2. NCBI's taxonomy places the organism in Eukaryota, Viridiplantae, Streptophyta, Magnoliopsida, Fabales, Fabaceae. Bases 132 to 365 code for a protein of 77 amino acids. The record is from RefSeq and is a predicted model, not a curated record. The transcript has 4 exons. Gene Ontology annotation, cellular component: respiratory chain complex IV; mitochondrion.
ACAACUAAUUGGGCCUAACGAAGGCCCGUUGAUAUGACCAUCCUCUAUAAAAAGUUGCACUUUUCUUGCAUUUCAUUUCGUUUUCUCUGUUCUUUCUGUUGAAUUGCUGAUCGAUCGAGUCUGUCUCACUCAUGGCGGAGAUUGAGCUAAAAACAGCACCUGUUGAUUUUCGUUUUCCUACAACUAAUCAAACCCGACACUGUUUCACUCGCUACAUAGAGUUUCAUAGGUGCAUGACAGUAAAAGGUGAAAACUCAGGCGAAUGUGAGAAAUUUGCCAAAUACUACCGUUCUCUUUGCCCUGGUGAAUGGGUUGACAAGUGGAAUGAACAGAGGGACAAUGGGACUUUUCCAGGACCACUUUGAAAGCAUGUGUGUUUGAUACCCUUGUGACUUCUGAGACAUGGAAAUUCUUGAACACUUUGUUGGUUUAUUUUCUUGAAUACAUUUGAUUAUCUUUACCGAGUCAUGGUGUGGAUCAAUAAGGCAGUUUAUGAAUAUUCAUUGAUCCACAAAUUCUUGAAACCAUUUUCCAUUUUAAGCUAAUAUAAUGAUUCUUAUAGAUUA